Molecule: messenger RNA, 798 nt
Organism: Cercopithifilaria johnstoni
Lineage: Eukaryota; Metazoa; Nematoda; Chromadorea; Rhabditida; Onchocercidae
Source: the annotation of a GenBank genome assembly
AUGGAAAUAGCGACUGUAGCCAAUGACAGUAAAGCAAAAGAAAAAUGCUUCAUAUGUGAGGUAUGCGAAAAGCAAUUCAGUCAUGCAAACAUUCUGAAACGUCAUAUAAGGACACAUACCGGCGAAAAAAACUACAUAUGUGAGGUAUGCGAUAAGCGAUUCGGACGUGCAAACACUCUGAAAUGUCAUAUGAGGAUACAUACCGGCGAAAAAAACUACACAUGUAAGGUAUGCAAAAAAGCAUUCAGACAGUCCAGCCAUCUGAAGAAACACGAAUUGAUGCACAGAAACGCACUACCAUUCAAAUGUAAGCAAUGCGGUAAGAAUUUCACUCGAGAAUAUUAUCUGAAUGAACACAUGAAAAUACACAAAAGUUCGGGUGAAAAGCUGUAUUCUACAUCGGACGAUCUGAAUCGAAACAAAUCGAUGCACGAGGAAGUACGACCAUUCAAAUGCGAAGUGUGCGAUAAAUUAUUUAAAAAGCUUCACCAUCUGAAAAACCAUGUGAAGACACAUUGGGACGGAAAGAUGCUGAAAUGCAACGAAUGCGAUAAAAUAUUCAAAUAUCUUUCAAAUCUGCAGCGACAUAAAUUGACGCACGGCAACGUGCGAUUUGAAUGUAAGCAAUGUGGUAAGAAUUUCACUCGAAAGCAUAAUUUGAGGGAACACAUGAAAAUACAUAAAAGUUCGAGUGAAAAGCUGUAUUCGACAGUGAGUUCCUUGAUGACAUCGAUAGCAGAAGAUAUCAUUGACACGGAAAUAUUAAUAAUGGAAAUUCUUGAAUCCACAGGUAUAUAA